Blastomyces dermatitidis ER-3 is the source of this 246-nucleotide messenger RNA. RefSeq lists its product as uncharacterized. The record is from RefSeq and is a predicted model, not a curated record. Lineage: Eukaryota; Fungi; Ascomycota; Eurotiomycetes; Onygenales; Ajellomycetaceae. The coding region runs from base 1 to 246 and encodes 81 amino acids. The transcript is spliced from 2 exons.
AUGGGAGAAGUGAAGAUUGCUGGUCUGGAGGAAUGUUUGGAGCUACCAGCAGGUCUGGUCUCACAGUACUCUAAACCACUGGAGGUGAUUACAAUGGAACUAAUGCAGAAAUACAAGAAGGAGAAUGGUAAAACUGGUGUGAAUAAUAUUGAACAUUGGGGUUGCAACUCACACGUCACGGAAUUUCUAUCCUUCAUUGAAUCAGGUGUUUCAGUUGAAACACUAUGGAAGGUGAGUUCUAUCUGA